AUGGCACUCCUCAAUUCCCUCCUUCACGUUACCAACUUCCGCAAUCCCUUCAUCCGCACGCUUGUCCCCUCCAUCAGCGCAGCCUUUGCUGUCCAAGCAGCAGUAGCCGUCCCAUCCAUCCUUGCACAAUCCGAGCGUUUCUACGACCUUUCUGGGUCGUUGACUUAUAUUUCUGUGACUGCGUUGAGCUUGUAUCUUCCGGCUUUGAGAGCUAGAGCGGCUGCGUCGCUGGCGGGGAAAGCGCAGCCUGCGUUGCCGAGUUUGCUGGAUGCUUUGACUGGCAAGGGAGGGCCCAAUGGGCUUAAUUGGAGGCAGGUUGUUAUAAGUACUGCGGUCGCUGUGUGGGAACUUAUCUCUUUCAGCGAGUUAUCUCGGAUGGAAAGGAUUCUAGGUAUUAAGCAUAUUUCACUAGUACAGGAAAGAGAACUAACAUUCCAAAGAUUCGAUGAAAUCAAAAAGUCCCCACCAAAGUUCUUCGGGGCUUUCAUGGUCCAAGCAACCUGGGUCUCCCUGUGUCUGAUGCCCGUCCUAGCCCUGAACUCGAUUCCUCACGUAGCUCUUUCCGCCCUGCCUGUAAUCGGCGUAACCGAUAUCAUCGGCCUCCUGCUUUUCGCAGGUGGUCUGACAUUUGAGGUUACAGCCGAUAGACAAAAGAACGCUUGGGUACAAGCGAAGAAAAACAAGGAGCAUGAUGAGGAUUUCUUGACGCGUGGGUUGUGGGGUAAAAGCCGUCAUCCGAACUACUUUGGAGAGAGCACGCUAUGGACAGGAAUCGCUACCACGGCAGCAGGUGUCCUCAUGAGCAACGCAGGCCAACUUGGCAUGGGUCUCGCCAGCACCAGCUACGGCGGAAUAUUGGGUCUGGGAAUGGCUGCUGUGUCCCCUGCCUUUGUGACGUUCUUGCUUUUCAAAGUCUCGGGUAUUCCGCUGAGCGAGAAUAAGUAUGAUGAGAAGUAUGGUGACCGUAAGGAUUAUCAGGAGUGGAAGAAGAACACGCCGAUGUUCUUUCCCAAAUUCUAG
Messenger RNA from Lachnellula hyalina, 1020 nucleotides. RefSeq lists its product as uncharacterized. The record is from RefSeq and is a predicted model, not a curated record. NCBI's taxonomy places the organism in Eukaryota, Fungi, Ascomycota, Leotiomycetes, Helotiales, Lachnaceae. Gene Ontology annotation, cellular component: membrane. The transcript is spliced from 4 exons. The coding region runs from base 1 to 1020 and encodes 339 amino acids.